CAGAGGCUAUCUAUCAAGGAUAUGGAAACAAAAAAUGCAACAGAGCUGACGGAGUUCAUUCUCACAGGUCUUACACAUCAACCAGAGUGGCAAAUCCCCCUGUUCCUUCUGUUCUUCAUGAUAUAUCUCAUCACCAUCAUGGGGAACCUUGGUCUGAUUGCUCUCAUCUGCAAUGACCCUCACCUUCACAUCCCCAUGUACUUAUUCCUUGGGAGUUUAGCAUUUGUGGAUGCCUGGGUAUCAUCUACAGUGACCCCCAAAAUGCUGGCCAACUUCCUAGGCAAGAGUAAGAUGAUAUCUCUCUCUGAAUGCAUGGUACAAUUCUUUUCCUUUGUAAUCAGUGUAACCACAGAAUGUUUUCUGCUGUCAACAAUGGCAUAUGAUCGCUAUGUGGCUAUCUGCAAACCAUUACUUUAUUCAGUGAUUAUGACCAAUAGGCUAUGCAUGCAACUAGUAGUCUUAUCAUUUUUAGGUGGCCUUAUACAUUCCAUAAUUCAUACAGGUUUGUUAUUCAGAGUAACAUUUUGUAACUCUAAUAUAAUACAUCACUUUUAUUGUGACAUUAUGCCACUGAUUAAAAUUUCUUGUACUGAUCCCUCUAUUAAUGUUCUGAUGGUAUUUAUUUUCUCUGGUUCAAUUCAGGUGUUUACCAUUCUCAUUGUUCUUAUCUCUUAUAUACUUAUUCUCUUUACAAUAUUAAAAAAGAAGUCUAUACAAGGAAUAAGGAAAGCCUUCUCCACCUGUGGAGCCCACCUUCUGUCUGUCUCGUUAUACUAUGGGCCUCUUCUCUUCAUGUAUGUGCACCCUGGAUCUGAACAAGCAGAUGAUCAAGAUAUGAUAGACUCUCUAUUUUACACUGUCAUAAUUCCUUUCUUAAAUCCAAUUAUCUACAGCCUGAGAAAUAAGAAAGUCAUAGAUUCACUGACAAAAGUGUUAAAGAGAUAUUCUUAG
Dama dama (fallow deer) is the source of this 951-nucleotide messenger RNA. Its product is annotated as olfactory receptor 5H8-like. The record is from RefSeq and is a predicted model, not a curated record. The transcript has a single exon. Gene Ontology annotation, biological process: sensory perception of smell; G protein-coupled receptor signaling pathway. Gene Ontology annotation, cellular component: membrane. Lineage: Eukaryota; Metazoa; Chordata; Mammalia; Artiodactyla; Cervidae. Bases 22 to 951 code for a protein of 309 amino acids. Gene Ontology annotation, molecular function: odorant binding; G protein-coupled receptor activity; olfactory receptor activity.